AUGCCCAGCCCAGCCGUGGUCCUGAGUGGCCCGGCCCCUGAGCUACGGGCAGGGGACACCGGCAGGGCCCCCAACUUGCGCCCCAUUUCCGGAAACAGGGUCCGGCAUGCGUCCCUUAACAUCAAGGACAAGAUUUCAGAGUGGGAAGGCAAAAGGGAGCCAUCCGCCCCCGGUAUGGGCAGGAAAGUGGACGGACAUGAGACGGACACCGCAGCCGGCAUUCUGGAGCGAAGGAGGGGCAGUGAUGGGAUGAGGAUGUGGACCCCUGAGCCCCAGGCCAGUGACCGGCCAGACAGAGAGAGCACAGAGCGUGUCUGGAGCCAAGGGUCAGGGAGAAAUGCAGGACCACCGGCAGCCCAGAGGCCAGGUGGGGGCCCCGGCAUGCAGCAGUACUCGAAGGACAACCUGUCGGUGCUGAGGCAGGUCAGGAGGCUAGAGCAGGCCUUGAAGGAUGGCUCAGCGGGGCUGGACCCCCAGCUCCCCGGGACCUGCUACUCCCCGCACUGCCUGCCCGAUAAGGCAGAUGAGUCCAGUCGUCCAGAAAGCCGCACAGGUGCUUGGGAGCGUAUCAGACCCUGGGACCAGAGCCUGGAGAGCGUGUAUGGAGCCUAUGAGGGAUCUCCCCCGAGGUCCUUCAUCAACCCCCUGCCCAAGCCCCGGAGAACGUUCAAACACGAGGGAGAAGGGGACAGGGUCCAGGGAGAAGGGAACAGGGCAGGGCCACCAGGCCACAGCACACUGAGAGAGAAGAGAAGCCUGCCUCCCCUGCCCUCCUGUGCACCCCCACCCCUGCCUUCUUCACCACCCCCGCCCUUAGUGAACAGAAGAGUCUGGAACGGGAGGCAGAGGCCCAGUGCUGACCACAGGAAGUCCUACGAGUUUGAAGACUUGCUGCAGUCGUCCUUGGAGAAUUGCAGGGUGGACUGGUAUGCGCAGACGAAGCUGGGGCUCAGCCGCACUCUCUCAGAGGAGAACGUCUAUGAAGACAUCCUCGACCUGCCAAUGAAGGAAAACCCGUACGAGGACAUCGAGCCACACGGCCGCUGCUUGGGGAAGAAGUGUGUCUUGAACUUUCCGGGCUCCCCUGCCUUAUCCAUCCCUGAGACACCCACCAAGCAGUCCUUGUCCAAGCCAGUUUUCUUCCGGCACAACUCUGAGAGGAGGAACUUCAAGGUGUUGGACACGCGGAAGCCGAGUCGGGACGGGACUGUGUCCCCUUCCAGGGUCAGCCCCCCUUCCACUCCCAGCAGCCCUGACGACACUUUCUUCAACCUUGGGGACCCGCAGAAUGGACGGAGAAAGAAGAAGAUACCCAAGCUGGUGCUCCGCAUCAACGCCAUCUAUGAGGCCCGGCGAGGGAAGAAGCGGGUGAAGAGGCUAUCCCAGUCAGCGGAGAGCAGCUCUGGGAAAGUGACAGAUGACAAUAGUGAGUCCGACAGUGACGCCGAGGAAAAGCUGGAAGCUCACAGCCAGCGGCUGGUCAAUGUGCGGGCCCGCCUGAAGCAGGCCCCGCGGUGCCCCCCGCCGGACCGGGACCUGCUAGAGUACCAGGAACGGCAACUCUUCGAGUACUUUGUGGUCGUGUCGCUGCACAAGAAGCAGGCGGGGGCCAACUAUGUGCCGGAGCUCACGCAGCAGUUCCCCCUGAAGCUGGAGAGGUCCUUUAAGUUCAUGCGUGAGGCAGAGGACCAGCUGAAAGCCAUCCCUCAGUUCUGCUUCCCUGAUGCCAAGGACUGGGCUCCCGUGCAGCAGUUCACCAGUGAGACCUUCUCAUUUGUCUUAACUGGAGAAGAUGGAAGCCGGAGGUUUGGAUACUGUCGGAGGCUGCUGCCUGGAGGUAAAGGGAAGCGCCUACCGGAGGUUUACUGCAUCGUCAGCCGCCUGGGCUGCUUCAGUCUCUUCUCCAAGAUCUUGGACGAGGUAGAGAAACGACGCGGCAUCUCUCCUGCCCUGGUUCAGCCCCUCAUGAGGAGCGUGUUGGAAGCACCGUUCCCAGCUCUAGGCAAAACCAUUGUGGUCAAGAACUUCCUGCCAGGAUCAGGGACAGAGGUCAUUGAGCUGUGUCGCCCGCUGGACUCUCGCCUUGAACACGUGGACUUUGAGUCUCUCUUCUCAUCGCUCAGCGUCCGGCACCUGGUCUGUGUCUUCGCCUCCCUGCUUCUGGAAAGAAGGGUCAUCUUUGUUGCAGACAAGCUCAGCACCCUCUCCACGUGCUGCCACGCUGUGGUGGCGCUCACCUACCCCUUCACCUGGCAGCACACCUACGUGCCCGUGCUUCCGCCCUCCAUGAUUGACAUUGUGUGCUCGCCCACCCCCUUCCUCAUCGGGCUGCUUGCCAGCACGCUGCCGCUGCUCCAUGAGCUGCCUCUGGAAGAGGUGCUUGUGGUCGACCUAGACAACAACCGGUUCCUCAGGCAGGUGGACGAUGAGGACUGCAUUCUACCCCGCAAGCUGCAGGCAGCCCUGGAACACGUUCUGGAGCAGAGGAGCGAGUUGGCCCGAGAGCCCGAGGAGGGGCCUGCCGACCGCAGGUCCGGCCCCGAGUCCAGUCCCCUGAACGCGGUGGUGUCCGAGGCUUUCGUGCGCUUCUUCGUGGAGAUCGUGGGCCACUACUCACUCUUCCUGACGCCGGGCGAGCGCGAGGAGCGGACGCUGCAGCGGGAGGCCUUCCGCAAGGCCGUGUCCUCCCGGAGCCUGCGCCGCUUCCUCGAGGUCUUCAUGGAGACCCAGACCUUCCGCAGCUUCGUGCAGGAACGGGUGCUACGCCGCCAAGACGUUAAGGGUCUGUUUGAGGUCCGAGCCCAGGAGUACCUGGAAACCCUGCCUAGCAGUGAACACAGUGGUGUCAAUCGGUUUCUGAAGGGACUAGGCAACAAAAUGAAGUUUCUCCACAAGAAAUAG
Messenger RNA from Chrysochloris asiatica (Cape golden mole), 2901 nucleotides. It is a transcript of the gene DENND2A, whose product is annotated as DENN/MADD domain containing 2A. Gene Ontology annotation, biological process: retrograde transport, endosome to Golgi. Gene Ontology annotation, cellular component: actin cytoskeleton. The record is from RefSeq and is a predicted model, not a curated record. Bases 1 to 2901 code for a protein of 966 amino acids. The transcript has 18 exons. Lineage: Eukaryota; Metazoa; Chordata; Mammalia; Afrosoricida; Chrysochloridae.